Durotheca rogersii is the source of this 1978-nucleotide messenger RNA. RefSeq names its product glycoside hydrolase family 16 protein. Gene Ontology annotation, molecular function: hydrolase activity, hydrolyzing O-glycosyl compounds. The record is from RefSeq and is a predicted model, not a curated record. Gene Ontology annotation, biological process: glucan catabolic process. NCBI's taxonomy places the organism in Eukaryota, Fungi, Ascomycota, Sordariomycetes, Xylariales, Xylariaceae. The transcript has 4 exons. Bases 389 to 1582 code for a protein of 397 amino acids.
CCUCUCGACAACAGCAGCAACAUCGGGUCCUCCUCCGUGCAACUUUCUAGGACCACCAAUGCUACCAUCAUUCUAGGCAACAGACUGCGUGAAAUCCAACCGCGCAGCUGAUUGGUCUGGUAUCCCUGGGCAGGUCCCCUCGCUUAUACGCGAUACCAGUAGUCUUCUACUCUGGUAGUAUAUCAUCGUUCUCAUCACACACGACCCAUCGGAACCACUCUGCAGCCCUAUCUGCACGACCGCAUUUCGGACGUAAAAGCGAUCCUGAGGCACAGCAGUUAGUCCGCCCUCGCCCCAGCUAGUCCGCUUGCAGCCAGGUCUCGCCGGGACCCUUGGCUUGACGAACAUAUCAACGCCGAGCCCUGUAGCACCUAUCAUAGAUAUAAAUAUGGGCUGGGAGGACACGGCCGCCCUGCCCAAGGCUGGGCCGGCUACUACCUUCGAAGUCAGGGACGCGAACGGUCCAGUCAACUUCGUAACCCACCCAUCACCGUACCACCACUUGAAGUUGUCGGGAGACGAUAUUAACAUGGCUUCCGAUGGAGCCGACGGGCCCUGGUGGAAUCCGAGGUACUGGCGGAAGAGAACGUGGGCUAUAGUCGUCGGUGUCCUCGUCGCUAUCAUCAUCGUCGCCGUUGUGACCCCGAUCGAGGUCGCCAAGAGGAAUCGUUAUCCGGAUUAUUAUAGGAUCGAUUACGCACUGGCUGACGAAUAUUCCGGGACUACCUUUUUCGACCAGUUUAAUUACUUCGUCGGCUACGACCCCGCGCAAGGGUUCGUCCACUACGUCCCGCGCGAACAGGCGACGCAACUGAACCUCACGUACGCGAGCGCCGACGCGGCAAUCCUACGGGUUGACACGAGCGUGGGGCCGGGAUCGGAGCCGGACGCAUCGACGGGGCGAUUCUCGGUACGGUUGGAAUCAAAGAGGCAGUAUGACACGGGGCUCUUCGUGUUCGACGUUCGACACACGCCGUUCGGGUGUGGGACGUGGCCGGCGCUGUGGCUCGCAGACCCGGUUCACUGGCCGGACAACGGCGAGAUCGAUGUACUCGAGGCGGUCAACCGUGCGGACACGGGGAACCAGAUGACGCUGCACACGACGGCCGGCUGCACGGUGGAUGCGCGACGCAUCAUGACGGGCGAGUCUCUUGCCACAGACUGCCACAACGCUACUGACAACAACGCGGGCUGUGGCGUGCGCGGGCCCGUCGACAGCUAUGGCACCGCGUUCAACGCUGGCGGCGGCGGCGUCGCCGCAGUAGAGUGGCGCGCCGAGGGCAUCCGCAUUUGGCAGUUCCCCCGCGACAGCAUCCCCGCCGAUAUCGCCGCACGCCGCCCCGACCCCAGCGCCUGGGGCUCCGCCUCGGCCGACUUCCCCAACACGAACUGCGACGUCGGCGCGUAUUUCCGCAACCAGAGCAUCAUCGUCAACAUCGACCUAUGUGGGCAGUACGCCGGGUCGGUGUACAGCCAGAGCGGCUGCCCGAGCAACUGCACCGACUUCGUGGCCAACAACCCGCAGGCCUUCACCGACGCGUUCUGGGAGUUGGGCGCAUUCGAGGUAUACCAGCGCGCCUAAACGUGCUUCUUACCGCUGUGGCCCCUUUCUGGAGUCUGAAGGGAGGAGCUCGACGAGAGGGAAAAGGAGGAGGAAGCAUCACGCAGACCAAAAAAAAAAUACCUCUCAGGUUUCUUACUACGGCCAGUCGACGGCCCACUUGUAUAGUGACCUAGUAUAAUAACCCCCUUCCCCGAGCGCACCUAAUUAGCGCCGCCACCGAGUAGGCCAAGCGCGGACUGAGAGAAGAUAUGGCUAGGUAGUCGAGUGUCUGUCUAGUCCCGCGAGUUGGAUCUCGGUCGCGGUACAGCGUACUUACUAGGAGAUACGACGUUGUGGCGUAGUUGCGGAUUUUUGUAUGCACGGGACUGGACGGGAGGGACUGGACGGGAGGGACUGGACGAGAGGGACGGGCGG